This is a messenger RNA of Drosophila subobscura, 2016 nucleotides long. Its product is annotated as serendipity locus protein alpha. The record is from RefSeq and is a predicted model, not a curated record. Gene Ontology annotation, biological process: cellularization; cell-cell adhesion; cell migration. Gene Ontology annotation, cellular component: catenin complex; adherens junction; membrane. NCBI's taxonomy places the organism in Eukaryota, Metazoa, Arthropoda, Insecta, Diptera, Drosophilidae. Gene Ontology annotation, molecular function: actin filament binding; beta-catenin binding.
GUAUUAUUUAUGGAAGUCCUGCGGAAAAAACUGGAGUCGUGCCUCCGCAUACUAAACAGAGGUGUUGAAGCCACAAGUGUGAGAAAUAUGAACUGGCUUAAUGAUUUCUGUGCGGCUCUAUUGGAAUUUUCAUCUGCUGUCCAUGAAUCUUUGAGCGAUCGGAAGCAGAGCGCCAAAGCUCAGGAGUCCGCCGAAUUGGUUUGUCUUUGCCUAACUCAGAUUAUGGUGUGUGUGCGGCAAGUAGAGUGCACAAUGAAACUGGCGUCUGGCUCUGCAGUUUCGGCGAGCCACGUUUAUUUUCUCGAUCGCAUUCGAUGGUGCCUGCAACGCCUGUUGCAUCUUUGUUCGAGUGACGAGUCUACAGAUGAUGGCCAGGGGCGCUCCUUCCUCAAAUUGCUUGACUCCACGUUGGACACGUUAGCGCUGUUCAGUUCAAGCAAUGAAGAAAAUAGUGAUUUGAUGAAUUUUCCUAAUACACCUGCAGAGAUCCUGUCCCUAGGCGCACAGUUGCGCGUUAACAUCGACUUGCUAUUGGGCCAGACAUUGGGUUUUGCAAAUGUAGCCCUGCAACAGGAUAAAAGGGCACUAAGUGCACUGUGUCAGAAGGUGAUUCGCGAGCUGAGCGCAUUCCAAGAUGAAUGCAAAGACCCGAACACGUCGAGCUCCAAUCUUAAACUGAAAUCCAUGACACUGGAACAGGCGCUUUAUCAGUUAGAAGAUUUCAUCAAUGAUGCCCUGCUGCGUCUGGUGUUUACCUGCUUUUUGGAUUUUCAAAAGUUCUCAGUGGACAAGAUCCGAACCCUUUUGAGGAGCAGUUCGGCGGAUGAAUCUAUAGCUGAUGAGUUUAUUGCCGAUUUCGAUGUGAACAUCGAUCGAGCCACCCAGAUUGGUAUCUUUGCAAUUGCCUUCGCCCCCAACUUGAAAAUGAAAACGAUGAUGCGCAGCUGUCUGGCAUCCUUUGAGUCGCUGGACACUAGCCUGAUACCUUCCCUGCAGGCCAACGGCUCCGACCUGUACUCGGAUGUGUUGGAGCAGCACUUCGACGAGGAAGUGGCCAAGUUUAAGGCUGCGCUGCAGGAGAUCAUUGAAAGUCGCGCGUUUCUUGGCUGCUGCUUGGAGAUACUCACGGCAGGCAUUAGUGCUGCCGAGAAGCACUACGAAAAAGGCGCAUUGGAGGACUUGCUGCAAAUGGCUCUGUUCGUGUUGGAGCAUUUUCAGGUGGAAGUCAAUCGGAAGGUUUUGGCUGAGACGAAGCUUGAGGUCGGCCAGGAGUACUUGCAGCAGCUCAUACGAAUACUACGCGAGUGCAAGGCCAUACUGAUGUGUGCGUCCCAGGUGGAGCAGAAACGUAUCAUCAAGCGCUUCAAGAUCCUGCGGACGAUUUUGCGCAAGCUUCAUGGCUGUAUCGGAGCUUCGAGCCAACGUGAAGAGGGGCCGAGUGUCAUGGACUCCCAUUUGGUGGACGAAUCCCAAGAAGAACCCAGCUUUUCGGGCAUUGCGACUAGCCACUGCAGCAUCCUCUACGACACAGUGCGUAGGAGAAGACUGGCUAGACCCACCGACGCAAAGCCUAAAGAAAGUAAACAGCAAAACAUAAAGACAGUCAACUACAGUGUGCGCCGCCGAGAAAGUCUGCGCACUGUGAUGUUUAAGCGACAAAAUAUGGCGGAGAGCAAGCGAAUGUAUACAACAAUCAGCAAUCAAUCUGCAAACCUCCAAAUAACUGACAUACUCGAACAACUUACUGGAAUGUCCACUGGUGCCUUUGAAUGUUAGCCGCGUUGAUCUUCCAUUAUCAGAUUGUAAAUAAUUGAAUAUAGUUUUAAGCACUCCAUAAUCGAAGCUCCGCGAUUUGAAUUAACGUACAUCACAAGCUAAAUGCCAUUGGGCAGGUGCGACAAGUACGGCCAGGGAGACAUACACACGUAGAUUUGUAUGGUAUUUUGGUGGUGGAGAGCGUUGAAUGAGAAACAGUUGUUUGGCUGUUGCAAAAAUAAAGCAAUAUAUUAAGUUAAA